Molecule: messenger RNA, 1845 nt
Organism: Trypanosoma rangeli
Lineage: Eukaryota; Euglenozoa; Kinetoplastea; Trypanosomatida; Trypanosomatidae
Exons: 1
Coding region: 1-1845 (614 amino acids)
Biological process (GO): protein localization to mitotic spindle pole body; mitotic sister chromatid segregation; microtubule anchoring at mitotic spindle pole body
Cellular component (GO): microtubule organizing center; mitotic spindle; MWP complex
Source: RefSeq, a predicted model, not a curated record
AUGCAGGUCCUGGCCUCCGAUGAGGGCGGACUAUGUGCUUUAUCGCCAAAUCAGGGCAUAUGCGCCCUUGUACAAAAAGGCAUAGUUGUUGUGUUUAUGGAUCACAUUAGGCGUGCAAGUGGGAUAGAGAAUUACGCUCCUGCAGGCAGCGAAUCUGUUGCGCCUCUUCCUGAGGCUGCGGACUCAUCGACGCCAUAUCGAAGUGAUGCAGUCAUUUCCACCUACACAGCCCUUGAUGAGAUCGAUGAGCUGCAAUGGUCACCAGACAGCACACUUGUGACGCUGCUCCUGUCACGAAGGAAAACUGUGGAAAUUGUGAGUGUUUACGGCAAGUGUUGUGUGGCUCGCAUUGAUGCUGGAAUUUUGGGUCUGCGCGCAGUGCAAUGGCAUCCAUCGUCGCGCGCAGUGUAUUGGUUGGGAUUGCUGCAGGGGCAUGUUCUCUCCCUUGUGGACAGUCAGGUGAUGCGCCUUGCGGGGGGUGUAAAGUAUUCAGCCCAGCUUGCGGCAAGAAGGCAGUCGUCGAGGCUCGCCGUCUGCAGCGAGCCCACCUCCUCAUUUCUCCUUAAGAGAAGUGACCCUGUGAGCGAGGCCGCUUUGAUUCGUUUUUCUAAGUGCCAUCGAUUUUUGCUCUACGUGACACCCAGACUACUCCAUUCACCGCUGCCAAGAAACCGGGAGGAGGAACAGACGGCGCCAGCGCUUGGAGUUUGUAGUGGUGGCGUCGCAACCAUAUCUUUUUCACGGGUGGAGGGUGAUGAUGACAAGAACGCGAAUUCCCAUUCCCAACGCAGUGAGUGGCUUGUCGUCCUCUCGGCUACGACACAUGAGGAGUUGCAUGCCUUUCCGACGGGACGGCUUGUGCAGAGUGUGUCGGACUUCUUCACACUUGCGUGUGGGGUUGCGUUGGUGGAUUAUAUUCACGGUUCACUGGUGUUGAUCUCACACAAUGGUGCACACAUAUUACAUCACGAGCCCGCUGGUGUGAAGCAUGUGGUCUCCUCGAAGAAUGGAACUGUGCUCCUCAUUCUAUUUUCGGACGCCUGCCGUCCCGUUCUUGCAUACGAGGAUCGUGUUUUGGCCUUGCGACGCAUUAGUUUCCGGGAAGACGUUAUUAUGUCUUUGCAGCUAAGAGAAAUACAGGUGCUGAAGGAACCGAGCCUGGCGGAGGGCCUCCCGGUGACCCGUUCACGCGCAGCAGCGUUUUAUCAACGGGACGUCGACGCUUUUACAGAGCUUAAUAGUUGCAGAGAGUGGAUACAAGGAACAGCAUUGGAAGAGUCCUUGCGAAGCCAUGCAGCAAUCAGUGCGUCUGGCCAGAUGGCUGCCGUCACGCUGGGAAGAUGGCCAUCCUGGGUGUUGGUCAUUGACAUCCUUGGUCAACAGGUGGCGGAGGUGUUGCUUCACAAUGAACCCGUCCUGGGGCUUUGUUGGAGUCCGUCACCAUGUUCGGAGUACUGGCGUUUCCAGCGGUGUCAUUACAUGCAGCGAAAGGAAGGAAGUUUGGCAGUAGAUGGUGGCAAUGACGCUUCCAGGAGGAAGCGAGUCCCAGGACAGGAAGAACCUCUGCUAGUGACGACAGACAAUCACGAGGCGAAGGUAUUUUUGUGGCUUGCCAAUCAUGCCACUUGUUGCGUGGCGUCUUGUGAAGAGUGUCUUGAUGACGCCGAAGCCAGACGGAAACGAAAACAGCGGGGUGACACGCCCGGCGUUUGUGAGAGCCAAUUGCCGGCGUUACGCUUAAACCGCGUCAUGUUUGGUGAAGCCGCCGCAAAUGCGGUGUUAAUGGAUGAACUACGCGGUGUAGUCUUGACGGUUGCAUUUCGCAUGGAUAAAGCUUACCAAUGA